AUUCAUUAGAGUCUCGUCUUAGAUAACUGUUCGUAAUUGGACACAAUCCACGACAUAACACACGAGGUAAUAGAAAAGUACAUAGCUAGACAACAAAACUUUUAUCACAGAAUUCGGUUUUUUACUUGUAUUUUUUUUAUUUUUAUAUUAUAUUUCUAUUUAUUUUUUUAACUUUUCGUAUUCGGAAGUGUGUUAAGUUUUAUUUAUCUAUGCAGAAACUCGUAUUGAAAUCGCAUCAAGCACCAUUAACGUGAUGGGUUUGGACUUUUUAGAAAAUGGUUCAAUUUUUGAGCAUGCUAUUACAUGCGCAGAAUUCGGUAAAUUUCACUAUUAUUUGCUGGUACUUAGUGGUUUAAUUUAUGCAAAUUGCGCUAUAUCUAUCACAAUCAUCUCAUUUGUUUUACCAUCGGCACAAUGCGAUUUCGAUUUGAGUUCUUCAGAUAAAGGCCUUUUAAAUGCCGUUCCCCUUUUAGGCAUGUUCUUAGGAUCUUAUUUUUGGGGAUGUUUAGCUGAAAUGCAUGGAAGAAAAAAUGCGUUGAUUGGAGCGUUACUCUUAGAUGGUAUUUUUAGUUUAAUAUCCAGUUUUCUAACGUUCUUUUGGCCUUUUUUGUUUUGUCGUUUCUUUAGUGGUUUUGGGGUUGCUGGUUACUUGGGAAUAUUGUUUUCAUACUUGGGAGAAUUUCAACCAAAAAUUUAUAGGGAAAAAGUAUUGUCAUGGUUGGAGACAUUUUGGACUUUGGGCGCUAUUGCAUUACCAUUGAUCGCUUGGGGUAUCAUACCACUAACAAUAGAAUAUAGAUAUGAUAUUUUUAAGUAUUCCUCAUGGAACGUUUUUUUAACAUUAUGUUCUUUACCCAGCAUCUUUUUGGCAUUGUGGUUAACUCAAUUUCCAGAAAGUCCAAAGUUCUUACUAGAGUGUGGUGAAUAUGAAGAAGCACUAAAGUGUCUUAAACAGAUAUAUAUGGAAAAUACGGGUGAACCCGGUGACUCUUAUCCAGUACGAAGUCUCAUCGAGAACGAAGUACGUUGCAGUAUAGUCAGUAUACAGUCAAAACGAUCACUAAGAAGUAUGAAAACUGUCAAGACCCCAAAAGACUUAAGAAACUUACUAAAAGAGAUUUGGUACCAAACUAAGGAAAUGUUUAAGCCACCACAUUUAAAAAACACUGUCCUUACUUGUUUAAUACAAUUAGGAUUAUCGUCUACAUACUACACAAUGAUGUUAUGGUUUCCGGAGUUGUUUAAUAGAUUUGAACAUUUUGAACAUGAACAACCUGGCAAAGACACAUCAGUUUGUCAAGUAUCAUCGGUAUACAUUAAAACCAAUGGGAACCUCAACUUAAAUGACUCGUGUGGAUCAAGUAUUGGCCAUUCUGUGUAUUUGCAUACUUUAUGGAUCGGUAUAGCUUGUAUCCCUACAUCUCUUUGGAUGCCUUUGUGUGUACAUAGAUUAGGCGCUAAAUUUUUUUUAGUAAUAAGUCUUUUUGUAUCCGGUGUUGUAAUAGCUGCAUUGAACUUCGUCAGAAAUUCUUUACAAAAUCUUAUAUUAUCAUGUUUAUUUGAAGCAUUUACAAGCUUGGGUAUCAGUGUACUUAUGUGCAUUAUGGUGGAACUAUUCCCAACUAACAUGAGAAUCAUGGCAGCAGCUGCAUCUGCUACGUUUGGUCGUUUAGGGUCAUUGUUGGCUAAUAUACUAUUUGGAUUGCUCAUCGAUUCACACUGCAUAUUAAUUAUUAUUAUUUUCAGUUCGUUUUUGAUAAUAAGUGGUAUGUUAUCAUUGGCUCUUCCCAACACCAAACAUAAAGAUUUAGAUUAAAUAUUUCAGUUAAAACCUGUAAAUUAAGUAUUGUCUAUUCUUCUAAAUAAGCUAUAUAUUAUUACAUUACAAAAUUUGGAGUACCACUAUGUAUUAAUUUGGAUAGUAAAUUAUUUAAAUAUUUUCAUAGUUUAUUAAUAAUAAAUUAUAAACUUAACAAUGUGAUAAAAAAAACUUUAUGAAUCAAUGUAUUAUUGUUUAAGUUUUGAACUUGAGCAAAUUGUGACAAUUUUUUAUAUUGUAAAUAAAACUGGCAACAGCCAUUAA
Daktulosphaira vitifoliae (grape phylloxera) is the source of this 2083-nucleotide messenger RNA. RefSeq names its product synaptic vesicle glycoprotein 2C-like. Gene Ontology annotation, biological process: transmembrane transport. Gene Ontology annotation, cellular component: membrane. The transcript has 11 exons. Bases 254 to 1816 code for a protein of 520 amino acids. Lineage: Eukaryota; Metazoa; Arthropoda; Insecta; Hemiptera; Phylloxeridae. The record is from RefSeq and is a predicted model, not a curated record. Gene Ontology annotation, molecular function: transmembrane transporter activity.